AUGGAUAAGGUCCCUACUCGAGUUGAUGGAAGGUUUAGGCUGGGAGACGUGUUGGGGUCUGGCUUGUACGCUGUUGUGUAUCGCGCACGGAAUAUCAUCAAGGAUAAUGCAGUCACCAUCAAGCUUGAACCUAUCAACCACUCAUCUUCCGUGCAGCGUGAAUACCGCAUUUUGAAAAACCUUGAAGGUGGUAUUGGGAUUCCCCGUGCCCUUUGGUUUGGUAGGGAGUCGGCCUAUCACGCUCUAGUUCUUGACCUCCUUGGGCCAUCACUGCAUCAUAUCUUCCUUGCCCACAACCGAAAAUUUAGCCUUGACACUGUUGUAAAUCUAGGAGACCAGCUGCUUUCACGUCUUGAAUACAUUCAUUCGCAUAAUUACAUCCACGGUGAUAUCAAACCACAGAAUGUUGUAGUGGGCCUUGGCGAUUUGAAGCACACCGCCUUUCUCAUCGAUUUCGGCACCACAAAGGAAUUCUGGAACACAUCGACCGGAGUCCAUAUACCAUUUUGCCAAGGUCAAUGUCUUACCAGCACUCCUGCAUUCGCGUCAAUCAACGAUCAUUUGGGACUUGAACUGGGUCGUCGUGAUGACCUUGAAUCACUCACCUACAUGUUAAUAUACUGUUUUCAGGGCUCUCUUCCAUGGUUGACCAGUGACCAAGAGAAGCUUUCCAGCUCUUCCAUACUGGAGCGCAAAGUCAACACUACCAUCGAAGUUUUGUGUCAAGGAAUUCCUGUCCAAUUCACAACGAUUCUCAUUUACACGCGUGCUCUCGCAUUCUCAGAGGACCCUGACUACAACCAUAUUCGUUCCUUACUUCGUGUACUUCAUUCUACAUCACCUGCUCCAGCAAGCACAGAGCUGGAUUUCGGCAAGCCUGAUGUGCCUACCACACAUCCCCUUCCAUGCUAUGAUGAACCCUGGGAAAUCAAGGCAGUGCCUUCAAGUCCAUGCCCGCCCCUUCGUAGAUCGUCUCGUGUGUUACGCCCACAUAAUCACUCCUCCACAUUGCGUGCAACUGCCUCAACUCCACGCCGGAAAAAGGCCUAG
Messenger RNA from Suillus fuscotomentosus, 1050 nucleotides. Its product is annotated as kinase-like protein. NCBI's taxonomy places the organism in Eukaryota, Fungi, Basidiomycota, Agaricomycetes, Boletales, Suillaceae. The transcript has 4 exons. The coding region runs from base 1 to 1050 and encodes 349 amino acids. Gene Ontology annotation, biological process: signal transduction; peptidyl-serine phosphorylation; endocytosis. Gene Ontology annotation, molecular function: protein serine/threonine kinase activity; ATP binding. Gene Ontology annotation, cellular component: nucleus; cytoplasm. The record is from RefSeq and is a predicted model, not a curated record.